Molecule: messenger RNA, 2783 nt
Organism: Oldenlandia corymbosa var. corymbosa
Lineage: Eukaryota; Viridiplantae; Streptophyta; Magnoliopsida; Gentianales; Rubiaceae
Source: the annotation of a GenBank genome assembly
AGAGUAUCGUGCUGUUUUCGACUUCAUCACAAAAAUACCAUUACACAAGUUGUUUGUUACAAGGAGUGGCCUUAAGUUUGCCUUAGAAAAUAAUCUACUAUGAAAAUAUAAAUCUCAACAAACUUUUCAAAAACAAGAUGACAUCAACACGCUAAAAACUGGGCUCUACAGUCUCUAAACACACAUAGUCAUGGUGGUGGGCGCCCACCAACACCUCUCUUUCCUUCCCUCCCUUUGGCUUUCUUCCCUCAUCUCUCAAAAGCCAAACCAACAACAAAUGCUUCUUUGUCAUUUUCCCACCGUCCGUCAAACCCCUUCAAUCCACCCACCUUCUCCGAUUCUCCUUCACGUUCGUACAGAAAAAACCGUACUACCGGAGAACCACCACUAACGUACGUGCUUCCAAAAACCCCCCAUGUAACCAUUUCCGAUUUUUACAUGCAGUGAAGAAGGUUCCCAUCUUUUGGAAAGCAGCCAACUUUUUAUUAUCCUGACUUAUCUACAUAACUUUUUUCUUGGAUUUUCCCUCUUCCUUUAUCACCCUUUUGUCUUCGAAAUUAGAUUUUGUUCGGCCUUUGUAGGAUUUGCAGUGGUAUUAGGGAUUGUAUAUAUGGUAGUUUUUCUGCCUAUCUUGCCAAGACAAUCGUUAUCCCUUCCAGUCUUUCAGGGGGUCCAUGAUUUUUUUACAGUUAGCAGAAACCCGAAGAAGAAUGGUUUUUUUACCGAGAAUUUUCUUCUGGGAUUUCAUUGUUUGAGUGUGUAUUGCCUAGAAUUGAGUGAAUCAGCAUCCGGGUUCUCACUAAUUUUGGGUUUCCGACGCUUAGAAAAAUGGCCCAGAAGAGACAGCAACAAGAAGCUUGCCCUGAUGACAGUGGUAGAAAAGCUCCUUCACUUAGAAGGUGAUUUUUUUUUCCCUAUCACAUAUCGUUCAUUGUUGUAAUUAUGAAUUGCAAAAUCGUGUAUGUGUUUUGUUCUUUGGUAAAUGUUUGGUUUCGAUGUGAUCUUAGGCAAUCAGGAUGCCAGUGAGGAGUAGCUAUUUAGAAAGAUAAUUUUAUCCCUCCUUUUUUAUGGGAUUACGUGUUUUAAUGGAAAGCUAAUACCCCUCCCUUUAGAUGAUGCAACUUAUGGAAUUACUUAUACCUCACUUUAGAGGAUGCAAUUUAUUUAUUUAUGUGUAGUUAUGUGGUUCCUGACUUACUGUUGGUAUGAAAUCUAGUGUUGUCAUGGAGGUAAUGAACUUGCGCAAAUUCCAACGGUUAAUUGAGCCAGCUCUGGAGCCAAUGAUCCGUAAAGUUGUGAAAGAGGAAGUUGAGUUGGCAAUGAGAAAGUAUUUGAUCAAUAUGAGGCGUUGUGGAAGAGAGUUAUGCUCUUCUGAAUCGAGAAGUUUACAGCUGCAGUUCCUGACUACCAUCUCUCUUCCUGUGUUUACUGGAACUCGUAUAGAGGGCGAGGAUUGUAACAAUUUGCAAGUUGCUCUGGUCGAUGCUCUUAACGGGAAAAUUGUUUCACUCGGUCCUCAAUCCUCUGCAAAAGUCGAAAUAGUUGUUUUAGAGGGAGAUUUUGAUAGUGAUGAAGGAGAGCAUUGGACUUAUGAAGAUUUUAAAAAUAAUAUUGUAAGAGAAAGAGAAGGCAAGAAACCCCUUCUCACUGGAGAUGUAUUUCUCACACUUAAAGAGGGCACUGGUGUUGUCAGUGACAUUUCUUUCACUGACAACUCAAGCUGGACGAGAAGUCGCAAGUUUAGGCUGGGAGCAAGGAUCGUAGAAAAUUUUGAUGGAAUCAGGGUUCGGGAGGCCAAAACAGAGUGCUUUAUCGUCAGAGAUCACCGUGGAGAGUUGUACAAGAAGCACCACCCUCCAUCGCUGACAGAUGAAGUAUGGCGGCUGGAAAAGAUAGGGAAGGAUGGAGCUUUUCACAAACGUCUGAACAAGGAAAGAAUCAGAACUGUGAAGGACUUCCUUACUUUAUUUUACAUUGAUCCUAUACGGCUACGAAAUAUCCUCGGAACUGGCAUGUCCACGAAGAUGUGGGAAGUCACAGUGGAUCAUGCCCGGACGUGCAUAUUGGACAAGGAGUUGUACUUGUAUUAUCCAUCUGGAUCUCAGCCGAAGAAGGGUGUUGUUUUCAACAUUGUUGGACAAGUAAUGGGUUGCGUCUCUGAUUGUCAGUACAUCACCAAUGAAAAGCUUUCUGAAGUUGAGAAGGCUUGUGCCCGUGACCUUGUAGUUUGUGCUUACAGGCACUGGCCAGAAGUGGUUAGCAUUGAUGACGAGGCAUCCCUCAUGGACGGCUCUCUAUUUUUGUCUACUAUAGAGUUCUCCUCAAACCCUUCGUUGCUGUUUAAUUCUGAUGGCAGCAAGGUUUUGAAUUCUCAUAAGAAUACCAAAUGUGAUUAUCCAGAGCCUAGUAACAGUUCUCCUGAUAUCUUGCCAUCCUUGUAUUCUCUUUCUGGUUUGACCAACCUAGAUGAGUAUAUCUUGCCCAAUAUCGACUCUAUGGAUAUUGGGCAACCUCUGAGCAUCCAAGGGCAAGUUGCAAACAACAUUCUAUGUGACACUGACUCCAUGGCUCGAGCUUUCUAUGAUGAUGAGCAUCUGCAAUUUUUUGAUCAUGAUUGCUCUCUCCAGACUUCAACUUUGGGAUCAUCAGCGGAUCUGCAAAAUGCUGUGAGUGGCUUUCUUUCUGGUACAGUUCACUAUAAAGCUCAGAUGAGAUGGAAAAUGUUGUUUUGUGUAUUGAGAUGGUUCUCAGUAAGAAGGAAGGUUGCAAGAAGGUUGCAUUAA